GGCUUCGUCUCUUACUGCGCAUGCGCGUAGAUUCCUCCAGCUCCCGAGGUGCCUUGCGGCGCAGAUGUCAGAGCAGACAUGGCGGCGCGCUUAGCAUGGCUUGUGCGGAGGAUUCGCCCGCUAAGGGUGUCCGGGCACCGCAGCUUGUGUGCAGGAGCUCCCGGCUCGUCCUCUAUCCGCUUCACAGACACAGAAGUACAGAGCAUCCUGAAGAAGAUCACCGGCCUGCACCUGGAGAAAGUAUUCCAGCCCCUCAAACAGGAAUCCAAGCCCCCCACCUAUAAGCUGAUGACCCAGCAGCAGUAUGAAGAGUCUCUCCAGAAAGCAGUGGUGGCUGCUCAGCAGUAUCUGGAGAUGCCCCCUAUGCCCAGUGAGCGGGAGCCAAUAGAAGAAACUCUGGCUGUGGAUGAGAUCCUUGAUGGCACAGAGACCACUAAAAUGGUGUUCACAGACAUAACAUAUAGCACCCCGCACCGUGAAAGGUUUAUUGUAGUAAGAGAGCCGGAUGGCGUCCUGAGGAAGGCCACAUGGGAGGAGAGAGACCGAAUGAUCCAGGUAUAUUUCCCACGUCAAGGUCGCAAAAUGGUUCCACCACCAGUCUUCAGAGAGGAAAACAUAAAGCGCUUGUUUCAGGAAGACCGACAUGAGGAGCUUCUGAACCGAUGCCUAGUCCAGUUUGAACCCGAUGCUGCAGACUACAUCAGGAUCCGAAACCAAACAUUCGAGGACCUUGACAGACAGGAAAAGUAUGACUUACUGCGAUCCACACGACACUUUGGUGGUAUGGUGUGGCACCUGUGUUCUCAAAAGAAGAUCGAUGGACUGCUUGUAGAUAUGCUUCAAAGAGACUUAUUAGAAGAUGCAGUAAGUUUGGUGCGACUAUAUCACAUGGUGCAUCCAGACACAACAUGUGCCAAGGAAUCCCAGGGAGCUGACGGCAGAGACCUUAUUAAGCUGUUUAUAAAAAUGGAGUCUCAGAGGCCGGGUUAUCUAGAACUAGCUCUUCAAGUCUACCCAGAGUCAGCUGCUGUAUCCUCCUGACAUCACAUCUGAAGUACUUCUGUGUGCCACCAAUGGACUCUGAACACUUUUCUUGUAUCUGUAUGUUAAUAAUGUUCAUGUCAUUUGUUUCUACAAAAAUAUAUCUAUUAAAACAAAAA
Molecule: messenger RNA, 1160 nt
Organism: Hyla sarda
Lineage: Eukaryota; Metazoa; Chordata; Amphibia; Anura; Hylidae
Gene: MRPS22
Product: mitochondrial ribosomal protein S22
Exons: 8
Coding region: 79-1041 (320 amino acids)
Cellular component (GO): mitochondrial small ribosomal subunit
Molecular function (GO): structural constituent of ribosome
Source: RefSeq, a predicted model, not a curated record